AUGUACUCGACCUUCUUUUUUUUUUUUUUUUUUUUUUCUCUCUCUGAUAAAACCAAGAUGAGUUUAACAAGCCAUGUUUCGCCAAUAUCUGCUGUUCAGUUUGAUCAUUCAGAGGAAAAAGUUGCAUCAGGAACACGAUCAGGCACCUUUAAGUUAUGGGACCUUGAAACAGAAAAAGUUCAAAAAACUUUAUCUGGUCAUCGAGCAGGAAUUAAGAGUUUAGCUUUCCUUCCAACUGGAGAUUUUAUAGCUUCUGCCUCUAUAGACUCCAGUAUAAAGUUAUGGGAUAUCAGACGAAAAGGUUGUAUAUAUACAUACAAGGGUCAUCAUGGCGCUGUCAAUCAUUUACAGUUCAGUCCUGAUGGUGGUUGGGUUGCUUCAGCAGGAGAGGACGGGAUUGUCAAGCUGUGGGAUUUAAAAGCUGGCAAAUUAUUAAGAGAUUUAACAGGGCAUAAAUAUGGAGUAAAUGUGAUUGAUUUCCACCCUGGGGAACUCUUACUGGCAUCUGGAAGCUGUGAUAGGACUGUCAAGUUCUGGGACUUAGAAACAUUCCAGUUGGUUAGCUCAACACCAGAAAUCUCUCAUGAAAUUGAUAAUAUCUUAUUCCAUCCGUCUGGAUCCUGUCUGUUCGCAGCCAGUGCCAACAUGUUACGUGUCUAUGGCUGGGAACCUACUCAUUGCUAUGAUGAAAUUAGAACAAACUGGGGAAACAUUGCUUCCAUGUGUUUCACAAGUACACAGCUUCUCGCAGCCUCACACAUGGAAACUUUUGUCUUUCCUUAUCUUAUUAUCCUACAGAGAGUCAAACCUAUUAAAGAGGUGCUGCACAGAGAACAAAAGAAUAAUAAUACCAGAGUAACAGAUCAUUUUAUUGAGCGCCCUCCAACAAAAUCAACUCGACAAAUCAGUUCUCCUUAUCGAGAGCAUAAAAGACCAGGUGCUUCCAUACUUUCUUCUGAUUCUACUAAUAAGGAUCCUGGACCUAUAGAAGCCCCUUCAAAAGACUCUGACCUAGCACCCCAUCAUGUUAUGCCAAAGCCUGUUGAGCACGACCGUAGAACAGAAAACCACAAAAAGUUAGACAGUCCAAAUGAUCAUAGUGAUUUGUCUAAACACAAGCACAAUAACAUUUCUCCAAAUAACAGAGAACCUUUAAGACCUCAAGGUAGUCCUUCUUCUCAUCCUAAGUUGGUACCAGGAGUGAAAACACAAAAAUUGUUAAUUGAUGAACUAGAACUUGAAAUUUUCAACCAAAUAGAAAAAGGCCAUACAGCAGUUAUUGAUGAAUUGCAACAGCGGAAUGAAAAUUUAUUGAAAAUUGAAGACAAAUGGAAAUAUGAUAAUGUCCGAUCAGCUGUUAAAUUUUGUGUUGACUUGAGCGACCCUUCUCUUGUGGUAGAUAUGCUGAGUGUUUUAAAUGUGAAAAAAGAUUUAUGGAAUUUAGAUCUGUGUAUGAUCCUCUGCCCAAAGCUGUUAGAUCUUAUCACCAGUCCGCACAGACGGUACAUUGAAACUGGAUGUUGUACUUUGAAGCUAAUAUUGAAAACAUUUGGGCAUUUAUUAAAAUCAAGUAUUUCUCCUCCAGGAGGAAUUGGUGUUGACAUAUCUGCAGAAGAAAGAAUGUACAAGUGCAAAGUAAUCAACAAACAUCUGGGCCAGAUCAAGCAGACAAUAGAGAAUCUACAGAAAGAAUCAGGAAAAAUAGACGAUGGUUUGAAGGAAGUUUUUAUUUUAAUGGAAACCUUGUGA
Messenger RNA from Acanthosepion pharaonis, 1749 nucleotides. The record is from the annotation of a GenBank genome assembly. NCBI's taxonomy places the organism in Eukaryota, Metazoa, Mollusca, Cephalopoda, Sepiida, Sepiidae.